AUGACUGUUGGAGCGUUCUUGGAACCGUUCGUGGUAGUGACGCUCCUGUUUGGCGGUGCCUGGUUCAACAGGAAUAAGGAGUACAACUUUUGGGAGGGCACACAAGGCUGGGGUGGCCACAAACGACGAGAUGACGUCGAAAUAAAACGAAGUUCAUCAGAAGUCUUGUCUCCCAGGAGUCCAACAUGGAGCCCGGGUUCCUCUUCGCCAACUCUCUCUGCCGAUGACGAGUCAGUCUGGUCUCUUACGUCGCGACGGCGCAAGAUUCAGUUCUUUGGAUACAAGAGGAUCGUGACAACUCCCAACACACUUGUCUUCAAAGAUCGAUUUUUGAGCCGAGUUCUCCAAAAGUUUCCGUUCUUGAUUGAAGCAUGGUAUUGGGCUCUCAUCUAUUGGGUAUACCAACUAGGUCGAGCUUUCACCGCUAUUACCAUUGUCCAAGGCACUGUCCACGUCGCUCGAAAGCAUGCUCUCCAGGUGAUCCAUCUGGAGCAACGCCUUGGAAUCUUUUGGGAAGUGUCUUUCCAGCAAUGGUUUUUGAAACACCCAUUUCUGCUGCACUGGAUCAACCGUAUAUAUUCCUUUAUCCACAUUCCUGGCACAAUCUUCUUCUUGGUGGCUCUGUUUUAUCUCACUACCAGUCGAAGACGUCAAGCGAUGACUAGAAAAGUUCGAAACGACUUUGUGUCCGCUGGCCCUGCAUUGUACGAAGCUAGACGCCGGACGAUGGCUAUGUGCAACUUGAUUGCCUUUGUUGUGUUCACUCUGUGGCCGUGCAUGCCCCCUCGACUGUUGAGCGAUCCAACCUAUAAUGGGGCCGAUGCUGCAGAGGCGAAGAGCUUUGGUUUUGUUGAUACUGUCCACAGCAGUGCUGGCGAGAGCAGUGUAUGGACAACGAACAAAUUCUGUAACCAAUAUGCCGCCAUGCCGUCUCUACAUUUCGGUUACUCGCUCCUGAUCGGGUUGACUGUCGCAACCAUCCCCAUCAAUGGAGUUCGACCCAAUUCAUGGAAACGGGCCGGCAUAACUAUUCUCGGCCUAUCGUACCCAGCAUUGAUCUUCACAGCCAUCGUGGCAACUGCGAAUCAUUUCAUAUUGGACGCCGUUGCUGGAGCAAUUGUCUGUGGCGUUGCAUGGAGCGCAAACGGGCUCUUGUUGAAUCUGUGUGUCCUCGAGGACUAUUUCUUGUGGAUUAUUCGCAUCCACAAGCCCGUCAACUACACUGAUCCGGAGACUGCUGUGGAGCCCGACUAUCAUUCUGUGCUUCUAUCGGAGGAGGUCUAA
This is a messenger RNA of Trichoderma atroviride IMI 206040, 1284 nucleotides long. RefSeq lists its product as uncharacterized. Gene Ontology annotation, cellular component: inositol phosphoceramide synthase complex. Gene Ontology annotation, molecular function: inositol phosphoceramide synthase activity. Gene Ontology annotation, biological process: sphingolipid biosynthetic process; inositol phosphoceramide metabolic process. The record is from RefSeq and is a predicted model, not a curated record. NCBI's taxonomy places the organism in Eukaryota, Fungi, Ascomycota, Sordariomycetes, Hypocreales, Hypocreaceae.